Strongylocentrotus purpuratus (purple sea urchin) is the source of this 1244-nucleotide messenger RNA. RefSeq lists its product as uncharacterized. Gene Ontology annotation, cellular component: cytoplasmic vesicle membrane. The record is from RefSeq and is a predicted model, not a curated record. The transcript is spliced from 4 exons. NCBI's taxonomy places the organism in Eukaryota, Metazoa, Echinodermata, Echinoidea, Camarodonta, Strongylocentrotidae. Bases 733 to 1200 code for a protein of 155 amino acids.
UGCAUCUAUUGAAAGUAAGUUCUUUUUUGUAAUGGACAUGCGGGGAGGGAGGGGGUACUCACAUACUAAGACAUACGGGGGAUAUGCCGCUCUUUUUAUUCCCCCUUUUCACACAAGAAUCCCUGAAAAUGGCUCUCAUUUUUAACUAAAAUAUCACUAAACCUGUGUCUGUUUUUCCAAAAUUUCCAAAUCAUGCAAACAUCCCAAAAUUGUGGAAAAUGGGCCUUUAUUUAGAGAAAAAAAUCCCCCAAAUGGUACUCUUUUCCCGCCAAAUGACCCUUAAAAUGGGUAGUGGUUAAUAGAAAAAGUAGAGGAAAAUGGAUGGCGUGUAUAUGCAUGAGAGAGAGAGAGAAACAGGUGGUAAAAGUAGGAAAAAAACGACGUCAAAAGAAAACGAAUGGAGGAAGAGAACAAGAGAGGAAGAGAGACAGAAAGAUGAGAUUUUGUUUAAUGAGGGACACCGGAAAUCUUGUUUAUUUUAGAUUGUGAAAUAAACUUACCCAUCAGUUGAAUGUUGAAACUUUAAGGUGAUAUUGGAAAUCAAUUAAGCUCCUGGACAUCUCGAUUUUUGUACUUCUAAAUUAUUCUUAGAGGAGUAUCAUAAAAGAAAUAUGCAAAGUAAGUAUAUUUUCAGACAAGCAUGUAAUCUUGAUUUUCGAUCUUCAUGUUUGACUAAGUUGCUAUCUGUAAUUGCCAUUAUUAAUACCAAUUAUCAUACAAACUUUUUGCAACAUGGUUGAUGAUAUUUUGUAUUUUUCUGAUAUUGUCAACUUUUUUCUUCUUCUUUUCCAGAGCGUAGACACAUCAUGCACCUAUACCAGUUAUGGCGUUAACUAUUAUUACAGUUGCUCAAGUAGUGAGUACUGCUGUUACACAUCUGGCUGUUGCACCCCGCCGGUAAACUUCUACAGUCUAUGGUAUUUCUGGUUGGGCAUCGUCAUAUUCUUCGUCAUAUUUUCCGGACUUAGCGGGGCUUACUACAGACAUAGCAAACGCAUGCUCUUGCUUCGAACGCACCCUACCCCCAUGGUGCAAGCUAGCGCUGUACAACAGACUAUGGCGGUAUCUGCUACAGCAUCAUCUGGUAAUCCCGGUCAUCCACCACCACCACCAGCCUACAACCAGGGCAUUGACAACACCAAACCUAACAUGGGGGUAGCUCCGAACCCCUCGGGGCCCAGUGUAGACCCUCCCGUCUAAAACCCCAACCCUAACCCCAACCCCAAUCCCGACACCAACCCCAA